GGUGGUGUGCGUGUGCGCAGCCCGCCCCCACGUCAGUGUGCGUUGAGCGGUGUUGUGAGUGAGGUUCUGCCGCUCCGCGUUUACAGUGUCGAGUGUCAGUUGCAAGGUUGACCUUGAUCAUGCCGACCGUUUCCGGUAGCGGUGAGGAGGUCGAAUCGCAAGAUGAGGUCAAGGUCUUUAAAUACGAGGGAGAUGAGGAGGAGAGUGAGAAGCGCUCAUCAGAAAACCUAACAGAAGACAAGAGCAGUCUCAUCACAGAAACAGAAGAGGACAAAAGUACACAUGUGCCCUCCUCCUCCUCCUUCGCCCUUGCCUCUAAGAGUGAUGGCCGCCUCCCGGAGACCUCCUCGCCCUUCGGCCUCUUCGGUACGUCACCGUGGGGAGCCGACCGACUGGGCUACCUUUCCCCCUUCGCCUACGCUUACACCAACGGGACUUCUGCCAUGGUGAGUGCGGCGGAAAAGAUGGGGCUGAGUGCGGGACCAGCGAGCGGCUCCCUCUUCUCUCUAUACCACAACGGACAGACGCUGGGCCAGCCGCCUCCCGCACACAUGGGGAUACCGCCCUACCAGCUCGACCCCAAAGCAGGUCUGCGGCCUCCUGUGUAUCCCUUCGCCGCCUCGGGCCAGUACCCCUACCCCCUCAGCCCUGACUUCACGGCGCAGAUGGCCUCCGCUUGGCCCCCCACACGCAUGUACCACCCGCUUACCUCCUGCUCGGCGCUGACUGCCUCCUACCCUUCCUCUCCGCUCUCUCUCUCCACCGCCACCCUCCCCAGGUUCUCGCCGAGUGGUCUAAUGCACCCCCACCCCGGCCUCACCCCGCCCCUCACCCACCCCCUCGUCGCCUCCCCAAAGACAGAGCUUCCCAACACCUCCCACGAUAACCACAGCUCGUACUUGCCCCAUUCAGUAUCAGGACUGCCAUACUGCGCACGCCCCGCAUAUCCUGCGCAUACGUGUCCCCCAGGCAUCUGUUCUACGCUAAGACACCAAGGCCUCGACCAAAAACAGUCUCUGCAGGGAGAAAAGACACAAAUGAUCGAGACCAAAAACGGAGAGAAAAAGCCGCACAUCAAGAAGCCGCUGAACGCCUUCAUGCUGUACAUGAAGGAGAUGCGCGCCAAGGUGGUGGCGGAGUGCACGCUCAAAGAAAGCGCUGCCAUUAACCAGAUCCUGGGUCGGAAGUGGCACGCACUCACCAAAGAGGAGCAGGCCAAGUACUACGAAAUGGCGCGGCGGGAGAGACAACUACACAUGCAGAUGUACCCUGGAUGGAAUGCCCGGGAUAACUAUGGCAUGAUGAAAAAGAAAAAGAGAAAGAAAGAGAAGACUGGUGAUGGAGCUAAUAUGAAGAAGUGCCGCGCGAGAUACGGCCUGGAGCAGCAGAGCCAGUGGUGUAAACCUUGCAGGCGAAAGAAGAAGUGCAUCCGGUACAUGGAGGGCGAGGAAGGUGAGGACAUGGCACCUGGAUCGGCCGACAGUGUAGAUGCCUCGCAGGAGAGUAACGACGAGGAUGACCUUCAAGAGAUGUCAUCUCCAUCAACCGCGAUGGUGGGUGACCAGACUGCCACUUCGCCAGCUUCCUCCAGCCUCAUGCCCUCUCCCGGGCCUUCCUUGGCAUCACCGUCGGGGCCGCCAUCGUUGCUCAUGCAAUCGCCAGCCUCCCUAGCCUCCCCACUAACGCCAGGGGAGGGCCCCCCACUACCCAUCAACCAGGUGCCCCAAGUCCCGCAUCCCCAACGGCCCCCUGUGGGCACCAAUCCCCGUGACAUUAACAACCCUCUUAGUGUAAACCAGUUGACUGGCCAGUGCGCUAGCAACAAGCCCGAUACUGGGUCUCAAGACUCUUCGCAUCCCGCCAUGGUGAGCGUCACAUGACCCACUGCAACCUUAGCCCCCAACACCCACAAGCUGUGCUGGACACGCCCGCCCCAACCCUCAUACCCACACUGCGCCUUUCACCAUGAAAAAGUGCUAUAAUGAAUGCUUAAUAAUUUCUAUCGAGUGUCGUUUCUGGUGGACAGUUGUUCGUCGGGUUUUCAGGACCAAAAUUUUUCCCGCUAGGAUGGGCCUGUGCCAGUACAGUCACCAAUACCUCAGUGUCAAGAGUGUGGCUGAAGACAAAGACUUGUGGCCCCUGCUUGGCACCAUCCCUGUAUAUAAUGUUCCUUCACAUCAUGAAUCAACCCUCCAUUGUCUCACUCACAGCAGUGUUAGGUACUCCACUCUGAAGCUGCUAGGCCAGCCCUUCACUUUGUUCUAUUCUGCAAAUUUUUAAAAAAAAAUUAUGCAAGUUCUAUAAUGAAUAUUGCCGUAUAAGUGAUCACACACACACACACGCACACACGCACACACACACACACAUACACACACACACACACACACACACACACACACACACACACACACACACACACACACACACACACACACACACACACACACACACACACACACACACACACACACACACAUGGUAAUUCAUAACAUCCUCUGCCUUAGUAAUUGUGUGUAUUUUUAGCCCAAACCUUGCCAGUGCUGAGGACUGAGUAGACAGUGGCCUGCCGGGAGGGAUUGUCAAGGGACCAUGGUAGCUGCUGGAAAGUUACUGCUACUUAUGAAACUAAAUAUUUUAAUAUUCAAAUAUAAUUUAUUUGAAUUUUUAAAAUGCACAGUACAAUAAAAUAUUUGAUCAUUUUGCUGCCCAGAUACUACUAGUGCUGCUGCAGAUAUAACUACUACUACUACUACUACUACUACUACUACUACUACUACUACUACUACUACUACUACUACUACCCACCACCACCACCACUUUUUUUUUUUUUCACCCAGUGAACACCUUGAGCUGUGAACCAACCACUAACCACCAAGUGUGUCAUUUACAUCCAGCAUUAUCUUGCUUCACCACCACAUGCCAACUGCUCUUCUGAAUCUGCAGUACACCAUGUAUUUCCCUCCCUCCUCUGCUGUUUUCUGUGUAGAUAGAUUUCAUGAAUUUCUAAAUCAUCUGAGAUAUCAUGUUGCACAACCAAAGUUCUCAUAUCUAAGACACCAGAACCUUCUGAAACUGAACACAUCCAGAAUUUAACUAAAUUGAAAUACAGUAUUCACUUUCUGAUGCUGCAGUAAAUGUACAUUGCAACAAAAUGGCUUCAUAUUGUAUGGCAGCUAAGAUAUUUUACCUGAGCACCAAACAACACACAUGUAUUAUUCUGACUGACUAUUUACAGAGUUGUAAAAACACUAAAAGACUCAGAGGAUCCAACAAUGAUGUCAUGAAUUAUCAUCAUUGUCAUCAUCAUUCUUGACAUUUUCUAUCCUUUUAAGAGUCACCUAUAAGAAAUGAUUGUGCAGAAAUGUUUCAACAUGCAUCUUCAUGUAUGAUUCAUCACCAUGCUACAUCACAUAUUCUUUUCACAUACUUGCCUAUCACUCUCCACUCUGUAACUGCAUCAAAUAUAAGUCUCCCUCUUUCACUUGUGGCCCUUUCCUCAUAUGACUUUCACUUCAUAUAUGCACACAAACACUCCUUCCACUCUAAUUGAAUUGUGUAUUGUUUGCUAUCUUCAUUGAAGCCAUUUCAUGCCAUCUGGGAUGUGCUCCAACCCAUUAAGUAACAUUGGACACACUUGCCACAUACCUAUAAAAAUGUGAUCAUUUUACAUCCAAAUGAAACUUGAAUCUUAUAACAAGUGCACAUUGUUGAAAAAUAAAGGAAAAUUACAUAAGUGAUUGGAAUAUUACUUUUAGCUGCCAAAGAUUCAUGCAGAUUGCCAUGCACAUACUGGCAAGCUAGAGGGCAGCAUCUACCAGACCUCAGAAAUGGCAAGGUCUAUUCAAGAAAGAUUAAAGUCAUGUGCUGGAUGUGUGCAGUUUCAAGAAUUAGUGAAAAUCUUCUGGCAUCUUUAAGCUAGCAACAGACAAUGAUUUGCAUAGCAGUUAUCAAUUAUUUGUUUUCGGUUCCUCGGCGUCUGUACUUGUGUGUGUUCCCUCAAAGACCGAGUGGAAGCCCAGCACAUGUCAGCAAGGCAGCUGAGCCAAGCUGAUGUGCUAUCCUGCCUCACUGCUGCCAUCAUUAUUAUAAUUAUUUUAGGUGUUUGUUUUUUGCUGUUGAUUUUUUAUAUGUGUUCUAAGUGUUGUAAGACACCUCAACAUUUCUUUUCCCUGAAUGCUACAAGUGUAUCCAUUCUUCCCACCUCUGAGUGUCGAAAAUACAUACAACAGUAUACACACUUACUUGAAAAUUUAUCACUUUAAAACUGCAACCAAUAUGGCUCCUUGUUUUGUCAGAGAAUAUAAGUGAUAUAUUUACCUAACUAACUUGUUUGAAGUACAACAUUUAUGGCAUUAAUAUAUUUUUUUCUUUAGUGUGUGUGUGUGUGUGUGUGUGCGUGCGUGCGUGCGUGUGCGUGUGUGUGUGUGCAUGUGUGCAUGUGUGUACGUGUACAUGUGUGUGUGUGUGUGUGUGUGUGUGUAUAGGCAAGGUACAAAACUAAUUCUUCUUUACAAUGAAAUUGUAAAAAAAUGUCAGUAAUGUUUUCCUUUGAAUUGGUGUCUGUGGUAUGUGGCAUGAUUAGUGAGGUGCAGCCAGUGUGGUGUCCUGCCAGCCUGGAUGGAGGAUCCCUGAGCCUCUUGUUGUCACUUCUCCUUGAUCAGCUCUUCAGUCAUACAGGUGUCAUAGGGGUGACUGCUGCUGCUGUUACUUAUUAUUCAAAAUGACAUAUGUAUGCUGAUUCUUAACUCAAAAUAUCAAAAUGGAUCACAGUACAUAUUUAAAAAUUUUCAAGUAAAAAAGUAUUCAGACUUUGCAGAUUUUUUGUAGGUUAGCACUGUGCCACUCACAAUCUAAUGUCACAGGAAAACCAAGGGCUGUGUCAACUUGAUCAGUCAUAUUCAUAAUGAAAAACUUGUCUUGGUCACAAAAUCCAUAAUUUGGCCUGAGCUCAGACAGGAAGAAGCUUUUGUAUAGCUCAUGACUGUGCUCACAAGCAACCUGUUCUGUAAUCUAUGCAGCAGCAGAUCAACAAGAUGGGAAAGGUUGUUGUACAUUUACACAAUAAUUACAGUAUAAAAUGUAUUGUUCAAGCAAUUUUUAAAGGGUAAGUGAGUAUGUGUACAGUCAGCAACAUAAAGGGGCCAAGAAUUGAAGAGGGUAUUGUGUCUGCUGCUGCUGAGUUACAUUGUGAUGCACAAUGCUGGCAAGAGAAAACAGAAAUGCAGGGCAUUACCACCAGGCUGUCAAACCAAAUAUUCUUAUGUACCAUCAGAAUAAGGAAUUUUCUCACUUCCAGACUGUCAACCAACACAACAGAGGAACAUUGAUAACACAAAUAAUGUACUAUUUUGAUCUUUAUAUGUUUGAUGAGUGAGUGUACUGAUCUGCACCACUUCAGGACAAAAUAUGUAACUGAAUACAUAUUGUGUAAUUGCAUUUUUAGAUAUGAUAUAUUGAGACACCAUAUAAAAGCAUGUGCUAGUGCCUCACGUACCAACACCAGUCACUGCUGCGGGUGCAUACCCUGUGGCUGUCUCAGCAGUCACCCAGCUGGCACUGGCUAAAUCUUCUCACCACCUAAGAAGAAAGAACAGGGACAGGGAUUGUCUGACUACACUAUCUUGUCAUUCACCUUUACAAAAUGUCUUUCCAUCCCAGUGAUGUAUUUUAUUUUUAAGGGGACACUGAACUUCAAAUAAAUGUAAAGUAUCAAUUGUAAAAUUUUUGUAAAAAAUCUACUUUUUAUCAUUUGUAGUGGCAGAUGUGAAUCCUCAAGCAUAUUGUGUGUGUGUGUGUGUGUGUGUGUGUGUGUGUGUGUGUGUGUGUGUGUGUGUGUGUGUGUGUGUGUGUGAAUGAGUGUCUGUUUGUAAGAGAAAUCUUAUACUUCUUUGGGUCUUCAAGUUCCUUGCCUUCACCACCUUUGUGUAAUCAAUGCAAUCAGAUGAGGAUUGUAUCCAAAUCAUCAGAUCCCUCCUUCCCAUUAUCACUUGUGUGGUGAAUGCAGUACAUAAUUACUACCUGAAUCAUCUGAUAAGUCUGAGUGAAUCUUGUAGCCCAGCCACUCAUUUUUCUACCAUCAGAGGAUCCUCUUAAAAUGUUUAUCUUGUGGUGCAGUUCAGUCCCAGUAAAAAAAAUUUAUAAGUGGGAUUUCUGUGGGCAAAAGAAAAGUGGCUGCGAGCACCACACAUCCAGGUCCUUCCCUUCAUGUUGGAGCUGCUGAGCCACCCACUCCUCGGUGUUGCCUGUAGGAGGCUGAUGCUGGCUGCCACUCAGAGCUUGUGCAGACUUGAUGACAAAAUGUUUUGCAUUAUAAAGGUCUCUUAGAAAUCACAAUUCCUCGUGUAUAGUACAGGAUUUUGUAUGUGAGGGAUAUGUAAGCUUUUUUGCAGGAUUUCCAUUUUUUACUCCAGUUUUAGAAACUUUCACCAGUGAUAAUGAUAAUGAUGAUGGCAGUGUUGCAGACUCAAUGUAAAUUCAGUAUAUGUUAUUCAAUCAGCACAAACUUUUGCAAAAGGAAAAGGAAUGUCUGCUGAGUUGGCAACACUGUUAUAGAGUUAAUUAAUGAAGCUCCGACUAGCUGAGGGUGGCCUCCUUGGGUCCCCAACCUUGUCCCUAACACAUUGUCCAGAACAGUCCAGUAAUGGCACCUUCUUCCUUCAUCACAUUUAUUAUGUUUGCUUCAUACUAACAAGGUUAAAAAUACCACUUGUUCAACAUGUACAAUCUGGAAGAAAAGUUAUGCUGCCAUCAGAGUCCUGUGAAGGUUCAAAUUUAACAUGUGUAUUACUUUGGUUGUUUCAAAUGUUAUCUUUUAUGUUAUACAUGAAAAAAAAAACUGCAAUGUAUCUACACUUUAUUGUGUGCUGCUCUUCAUUUAAGAGUUAGUGACUUCAAAAGAUAGGUAACACCUGUCUUUCUUCUUCUGAGCUUUAUGCUUACAUGUUCCGAUCUUGCUUUUGUCUCUACUCUUACUUGUUCCUUUCUUCCUAAUCCUUGUCCUUUUAAGGGGCUGAAUGCUGCAGUUAUCCAAUAAGAUUCAACAUGUAAAUGAUUUGUUAGAUAUUCCAGCCUCACUGGACUGCCAUGCUGUGAGUGAAAUAGCUAACUCCAUUUACACUUAAGAAGAUUUGUAUGACCUUGACUAAUUUAUGUUCCCAACAUUUUUAAUUCCUUUUCAACAAUCCUCAAAUAAUCAAUAACCAUACAUGCAUGUCAUUUCCUGCCUUCCAGCAUUGUGGAAACACAGAAAUUGACAUAAAAGUGGAAUUAAUUGACUGGAGAGGCUUUUACCAGAGAUCUAAUCUCCAUCAGGAUAUUCAGAAAGAAGUCCAACAUUUGCACCAGUCUUAUCAUUGCCAUGCCCUAAGUGGGUUUGAGUCAGCCGAAACCGUAGUGACCUUGUCAUUACGCAGUUAUUGUCUUUCAAAAAUAUGCAUUCAGCUAAUGUAAGGCAGAUCAGCACACCAAAACUAUCUGUUGUACAAAGUGAUAGUUAGCUCAUCCACUUGUGAACACAAACCAUCUUCCAGUUUAUAUCAUGGCUAGCAAAACUCAACUGUUUUUGUCUUCAUCAUCCCUCCUCCUCCUCCUCCUCCUCCUCUUCUCAGCGAUGCCUUUGUAUGUCACUGCAUUCUUGUUCCUCGUCAGUCCAUUCGUGCAUAGAGCCUUAGCCAGAUAUUCCCAGAUACUUUGUUUAUUUACUUAUUUAUUUUCUGUAGUUCAUGUAACACUACAUACCACAUUUUGCAAAUAUCUUCCCUUGACUCCCCCUACAAAGCAAGUUCACCAUAAUCUCUCUGUCUGCGUGUGUAUGUUGUUGUAACAUAUUCCUCUGUCUGGGUAAUUAACAGACAAAAUAUUCUAAAGGGGAAAAACAAAAUAAAGAACAAAAAUAUCUAAUUUUUUUUUACUCAGCCACCGUAACUCUAGUACUAGUCUCGCUCUGUCCACACUUGCACAUACCCACGCACACACAACUCGCUGGCUUGGUGGUAACUUUCUUGCCGGUCACUUGGCAGGCAUAAAUUUGCGACCUGUACAGAUUGUGAAGGUUUUUACUGAUAACUAAUUGCUGCCCCUCUUGAACAAGCUUUGUGCGUGUGUGGGUGGGUGUGCAUGUCUUUUCCAUUGAUCAAACUGUAUGAGCUUUAAGCUCUAUCCAGGAGGAUAAAGCUGUGACUCUAAACACAAUGGGUGAUCUUUAAUUAAGACCGUGGCGACUUACACACACACACACACACACACACACACACACACACCAUCCUUCCAUCCUUCCCAAACAUAAUCAAUUCUCCCUUUAUUGUUGUAGCAUUCUUUUGAUUCCUUGAUACCCCACCCAAACCCCCGAUACACCCACUGCUCCCAUCCUCCAUCAGCCCACCAGCCCUCACUCUCAGCCCCAACAUGUCCCCCGCCACCCAAGGCUUCGGAGCUUCAUGAAUCCAAUCGGCGACACACGAGAACGACUUCGCCCUUGGAGAGGGACACACACACACUCACCUCACACGGGGCAUAGCAGGGGAAGGUGGCACGGUUUCGGGGGCGGGGUGGGGACGGGGGCGUUCUAAAGAUCCCCUAACCCUCCCCCCUCCUCCGAUGUGCGGAUAUAUAACAAAUAAUAAUAAUAAUAAUAAUAAUAAUAAUAACAAAUAAUAAUAAUAUUAAUGAUAAUAAAUAAAUAAUAAUACUAUGUCAAGAAUGUUCACCUUAGCGUUUCUCAUUCCCUAGGUCAAGUGGUGAGUUUUGUGUGAUGUUGGUGUUGAGUAUUGUACAUAUGACUGAAUGUUAUCGGUUUUUCAUUUCAUUUUUUUUUUCUAUCAUCAUUAUAUUUCUCUUUUUUCACUGUUUCGAACUAGAAGGCUGUUGUAUCUUUCCAUAAGCAGUCCAUGUAGCUGUGGAUGUGAUUUGUUCUCUCACUGUGCCAAUUUGCCUGCGGUCCCAGCCGGUCAUAAAUAAAAUAAGAAAAAUGAAAAAAAAAAAAAAAAA
Messenger RNA from Portunus trituberculatus (swimming crab), 8985 nucleotides. It is a transcript of the gene pan, whose product is annotated as protein pangolin, isoforms A/H/I/S-like. The transcript has 13 exons. Lineage: Eukaryota; Metazoa; Arthropoda; Malacostraca; Decapoda; Portunidae. Gene Ontology annotation, biological process: regulation of transcription by RNA polymerase II; canonical Wnt signaling pathway. Gene Ontology annotation, cellular component: beta-catenin-TCF complex. The record is from RefSeq and is a predicted model, not a curated record. Gene Ontology annotation, molecular function: DNA-binding transcription factor activity, RNA polymerase II-specific; RNA polymerase II cis-regulatory region sequence-specific DNA binding. The coding region runs from base 120 to 1880 and encodes 586 amino acids.